UCUAUCCCUCACAGCACUCCUGUCAACAAACUUUGCUUUCUUUGACUCUAGCUGAUCUCUCUAGCUGCACUUAUUACAGCUCCUUUCUAACAUUUUCACCACAAAGACCAAGAUUUUUCUAGCAUCAGUGUCAUCUUGACCAAAGAGGAAACCAACAAUGUCCAGCAUCAUGAAAGUGUUUCUGCUCCUGGCUGUCGUGGUUUGCAUCUCUAAAGCCCAACUCCACGAAUCAGGACAGUGUCUGUGUAAUCGUGUCAGGAGCAAAAUUGCCUCAAAGUCUGAAGUAAAGGACAUCCAUAUCUACCCAGCAACCACCUUCUGUGACAGAGUGGAGAUUGUCGUCACCCUCAACAACAGCCUUCGUUAUUGCCUGGACCCCAAGAUUAAAGCAAUGAAAAAACUCCUGACUAACAUCAUGAAACAGAAAACCUCUACAACAGCCAGACCAACUGAGCUCACUUCCACCCCAGGCAGCACCAACACAGCUCGCAUCUGACUCUCUCUUUAACUCCUUGGAUCAAUAAGAAGCUCAGUUGACCUCUGACCCCCAACAAAGGCACCUUAAACAAAUGUAGAAACAAAUGUGAAAUGAAUGAACCUUUUUGUCUUUAUCAUCUAUUUAUACUGAUGUGCACUUACAGUACAUUUCCGUUCUAUUUUUUUCCAUUUGAAUUGUUUUUGUAAAUAGAUGUGUUGUAAACCAAGUUUUCUGCAUUUUGGUAAAUUCAGCUAUUUUGAUAAUAAAUUUUAAAAAAAAUCAA
Molecule: messenger RNA, 761 nt
Organism: Siniperca chuatsi (mandarin fish)
Lineage: Eukaryota; Metazoa; Chordata; Actinopteri; Centrarchiformes; Sinipercidae
Product: C-X-C motif chemokine 11-like
Exons: 4
Coding region: 158-496 (112 amino acids)
Biological process (GO): antimicrobial humoral immune response mediated by antimicrobial peptide; chemokine-mediated signaling pathway; neutrophil chemotaxis
Cellular component (GO): extracellular region
Molecular function (GO): chemokine activity; CXCR chemokine receptor binding
Source: RefSeq, a predicted model, not a curated record